Messenger RNA from Kwoniella mangroviensis CBS 8507, 5430 nucleotides. RefSeq lists its product as uncharacterized. NCBI's taxonomy places the organism in Eukaryota, Fungi, Basidiomycota, Tremellomycetes, Tremellales, Cryptococcaceae. The record is from RefSeq and is a predicted model, not a curated record. Gene Ontology annotation, cellular component: chromatin; Set3 complex. The transcript is spliced from 4 exons. Gene Ontology annotation, biological process: regulation of transcription by RNA polymerase II. Bases 1 to 5430 code for a protein of 1809 amino acids.
AUGUAUCCUGAGGCUGGACCAUCACGUCCCUCUUCCUCCUCCACCACGUAUCCCGGUAACUCUAGUAUCAAGCUACCCCCUGCACCUUCUGGAUCUGGGAAUGGGUUACCCCCGAGGGUAUCAAGAUGGGAUGGUGAGUAUGAGAGAGAAAGAGAUAGGGAAAGGGAUGAAAGGAUAGGUGGUGGUUAUCCCCCUUCAUCAUCUUCAUCAUCCUCUCGACCAUAUGCCAUUCCACCGUGGCAGAAUCGUGCACCCCGACCAGGAGGUAGUAAUGUUUAUCGACCUCAUUCCUCCUCUGGAUCCGGACCCGGUUCUCGACCUAGAAGUUUAACACCAUCACCACCCCGCAGGAUACUCUACGAGCGCGAAAGAGAAAGAGAAAGAGAAAGAGAUCGUGAUCGUGAAAGAGAAUGGGAUAGGGAAAGGGAUCGAUUCGACGUUCGUGACAGAUUGAGUCUUGAUUCACCAGGUGCACCUUAUCGAUCGUCCAAUGGACCAGAUGGUUUACCACCCAGAAGAGUGUCAGGAUACGCACCAUCUCCAAGGGAUAGGGAAUCAAGUUGGUCAUCUAGAUGGAGAGAUGACAGGUAUUCCCCUCGCGAAAGGGAGAGGGACAGGGAUGAUCAUCGUUCAUCCGCACCUUCAAGAUAUCCUCCUCCUCCUCCUGCACCACGAUCACCACCAUCUGCACCUAGAGGUCCAAGAUCAGGAUCAGCAUCUGCAUCUACCGCUCAAACUCCUCCAUCGUAUUCUUCAAGAUUACCAUCCACUUCUGGCCCAAAUAGAUCUACUCAUUAUACGCCGAAUAGGGAUUCUUUCAUUUCUCGGCAAUUCGAUAGAUCAGUUAGUGUCGGUGGAACGGGAUCUGGAACCGGCGGUCCUUCAACGUCUCGUCCUGUUUCUCCUUCACUCUCUGCUUCUGGAGCACAAUUGCGCAUGAGAGGGUCAUCCAGUCCAGUGGAAAGUAAGAGAGCUAGAGAUACGGAUGGACCAUCCAGUGUACCCACUUCGCAAAUUCCUUUACCUGACGUCAAGCCACCAACUGAAGAACAUGAUUUGGAAGAAGGAGAAGUGAUCUCACCUGUGCAAGCUACGAGGGUACCUUCUUGGUCCUAUGAUGAGAGAUCUAGAAGGAACUUUACGCCACCUCGGGAUCGGGAGAGAGAUAGGUGGGAUAGGGACGGAGCAAGGGAAAGGGACAGGGAUAGAAGACCUCUUUCACCACCGUUAUCAUCGUUCACAUUCAGUACUAGGAGAAACCUCGAUGAUACCUGGACUAAUAAUAAUAAGAACCGGAAAAGAAGCUCGUCGAACCCUCCUGCAAGAUGGAAUGAAGAAGUUGAUCGUGGUCAGGAACUGUCAUCGUCGGUGUCAAUGCCUUCGCAACGAUCACCUAGGAAAUCAAUAGGUCAGCCUGAAGAAGGAGAAGUAGCUACUGUCCAAUCUGUGCUAGAUAAUCAGAAGCAAAAAGAAGAUGAAGAAGAAGAGAAGAAAGUGGAUAGACCACCGACACCACCUGUACCGCCUCCUACGACUCAGAGCGAUCAUCUGGAUAGCACACUGGAUGUCCAAGAUAUACCUUCAAGACCUGAUACCCCGUCUCUUCCACCUCCACCUGCUGAUCAACCACCAUCAUCGUCACUCCCUGUUUCUCGCUCGGUAUCGGUUCCUGAAUCAAAUGGACAGACAACAGAGACGAAGAUGGACGUGGAAGUUGAACCUGUCAGGCCUAUAUCUGCGAAUGACAAGGAGAACACUGAGGUCGAUGUUCAGACGGAACAAACACGUUCAGAUGGAGAGGCGAAUAUGACUGCUCAAGUAUCAGAGAAUGACGCGAGUGGCGAUAACGCUAUCCGCAAUGAUAUCUCGUCAAUCAAAGCUGGUCAACAGGGUAAACAGAAGGACCGACCUCAUGUCGAAGUUGAAGAGCAGGAUAUCGAAAGAUCCCAGGAUACUGCUGAUACUCCGAUGGAGGUGGAUGAUCCUCUGGUACCAGAACUCACACCAUCAAAGGAGAGCCCGGUAAAGGAAGGUGAGGAGAGGAUCCUCACGUCACCUCAACAGGCAUUACCUAAUGGUCAUGUUGACAUCAUUGCACCACUUGACAACGAGACUGCCCCAGUAAUGUCGGAAGAUACAGGCAACCACAUCGCUCAGACAGACCCUACUUCUCCAGUCCCCGCUCCACUUACACGUAGCUUACCUAAAGAAGCUGCGAUCGAUUCUGCUUCUCCCAUCCAGGAGACGUCUUCUGUGCCGGAAACGGUACCCUUUGAGGAUCAGCCUAAUCUCGCUUCCACCAUUGCGGUCUCCCACGACAAAGUGGAAUACGCUGUAGUACAGGUUGUAUCACCUGCAACUAUCACCUCCGACAAAGUUGCCAUUCCGGAAACUCCAGCCAGUCCACCAGCACGACGUGUUACUAUUGCUGAAAGAAGGGCUGUCCAGUUGCCUUCUACCAACGGGCCAUUGUCAUCACCCUUUGGCGACGGUGAACCCAGAAAAGAUCCAAUGCCCACAGCAUAUUCCACCUCGACGGAAGCUGAGACGGAAGCUGGACCCAAGACCGCAGAUAUCGACGAAGCGGAUACACCUAUAUUUGAAGACGCACCAGAAGAGAUCAAACAAGCCAACCUCAUCGCUGCUAUCAAAACUAGACAAACAAAGCAGACUCUCACCUUUGAUCCUGUGUCCAUCAUAGCUUGGAAUGUCUCAGCAGCCCCUACACACUCAUCCCGGAUAAUAGCGAAAAGUGACAAAGAUCGUUCAGUGAUGUUGAAGAAGACCACCUGGCCGCUCAGCCGCCAGCAACGCAUCGUAGCAAAACUCGUAGCUAGCACGCUCUCACGGGAGAAGGAAGAUCUCGCAGCCAAAUCUGAGAGACUGAAGAACGAAUACCUCGAGCUCGACCAAGAAUGGCAAGAACAUUGCAACUUCCUGGAUUCGCUCAUGGAGAAACGUGGAGAAGUCCCAGCGGAUCUGUACGCAGUUCCUGGUGCUUUACCUGUUGUCACACCCGGUCCAGUCGCACCCACUACGCCACUACCUGAAGAUCUGUACAAUGCUCGAGGUAACAGACGAAGAGGAGCGGGAGAUGCUGUACAUACAGAGGCAGAAUUCGAAGCGAUCCUUGCUGGUCUUGCUGAUACAGCAGCGAAAGAUCCUACUUACCGAGCGAACAAGACUUCAGCUGUUGUCCCUGAUAUGCUAUUGGACGAAGAACGUAGACUUCGGUAUGACGAUGAUAAUGAUUUAGUAGAAGAUCCAUUGGCAUUCUAUGAUUUCAAAGGCAAUGCGGAACCGAUAUGGACGACCGAAGAACGCGCUAUCUUCGUUAGAAGAUAUAUGGCAUAUCCGAAACAAUUCGGUAGAAUCGCUGAUGGGAUCCCCAACAAGUCUGCUUCCGAUUGUGUCCUGUACUACUACCGCACGAAGAAGGAGGUGGAUUAUAAGGGUAUGUUAGCUAGUAAACGUGGUGGAGGGAAGAAGAAGACUAUGCCGAUCAAGAAGGGAGGUAAAAGUUCUGCUCUGUUGGCAGAUAUGGAUAGACAGAUACCGACUGUGUCAAACGAAGUCAACACACCUGGGAGAGGAGGUAGAGAAAGGGAAGAGUCGGUUAUACCUGGUACGAGCGCUAGAAAGGACAAAACAGUGGGAACUCCUGCAGAAGGUAAUGGACCUGGUAGAAGAAGGAAGGCAACCGCACCUAGUAUCGCUUCCACUGCCAAUGACGACGAUGAGAAGCUUGACUCGAAUGUCACCUCGAGAGCGGGAAGCGAAGCUCCCUCGACCGUCGGCUCGAAAGCAAAGAUGAGAGUUACGAUGAAGACUGCUAAACGCCCUCGAGUUAGCUCUAUAUCGGUAAUCAACCCCACUCGUCCGUCUGUACCUUCCACUCCUUCUGCCCGCGCCGUUGUCGAUCCCAUGACUUCGAUUCCUACUGCUCCAGUCACCGCUGCUAUGUCCACACCCGGUCCAGCUCCUGUCACAGCUAUCGCAGGCGCAACGCCUACAAACGAAUCUCUCGAUCCGACGACUGCUCAAUCAGAACUGCUUCCGCCAGUCAAACGAGCAGGUAAACGACGGAAGGUCCUGGCAGAACCGUCUGAGGGUGCGGUUGAUCCCAAUGCGACUCCUGUAGCCAACUCGAUUUCCACUCCUGGAGCUACUCCGACGGGCACAGGAGCAACGGAGAAACCUACUCGACGAUCAGCGACCAAUUCAUAUUGGUCAGUCGAGGAGAAGAGAAGGGUGAAAGAACUUGUUCUGGUCCAUGGGGCGGAUGUCAAGGCGAUAGCAGCUGAGUUGAAGGGUAAAUCGGAGAGACAAGUUGGGAAUUUCUUGGAAGGACAUAGAAGCGAAUUGGUCGAUGGGAAUGGGGCGCCCCUCCCUCCGCUAAAUCUGGGAGGGAUCAAAGCCGAAGAAGAUAAGAGGAGUCUCACUGGUAGGGUAUCACCGGUGGCUAGUUUAUCCGGAAGCGAAACCUUCCGUUCUGCUCAACCCACUCGAACAAUUUACGAUGCCUACCCAUCGUUCAUGAGUCAGGAUCGAUAUGAACCUCGAUUAGGCAUGUUCCCUCCCAGUCCACCUCAUGCACCUGCUUCCGCCACACCGACGAUACAGUCCGGCGGAGUUCCUGAUUCUAGCCCCUUGAAACCUGUUUCUCGGUCUGGCGGCAUGCGAAUAUCAGCGUUACUCAAUGACGAUGCACCCGCACCUUCUUCCAUCGUUGACAGACGACCGUCCACCGCUCAUUCCAACCCGGAUACAAUCGAUGCUGCAUCGGACGGUACGGUGGACGAGAGGGAUUUAGACGGAAUGACCAGACCUUCACCUAGAUCCGUCGCGCCUGUACCCGCAUCAGCUGCUUCCUACGGAAGGUACGACCAAAGACCGGAUCUUGAUCGUUAUCGAUCUUCAUCUUCCCUACCCGCUCCCUCGCCAUAUCCCUCGAAUACGACGUCGUGGUCAAAUGGGACAUCCAGGAAUGAUAUUUAUUCUCACAGAGCGGCAACUACCACUCCAGUUCCUGUUUCAUCUCUGACACAUAGACCAUCUUGGUCCGAUACCAAUGCUCAUCAUUCGCCCCAUGCUGUACCACCUGUAACCGCGCCUGUAGUACAUCGUUCAAAUUCUUACGCACGCGCACCGAAUGGGAAUUAUGACUCAUCGCAGCACCAUCACAACCAUCACCAUCAACAUCAACAUCAACAUCAUGGUGUCUCACCAUACCCUCCGGAUCGAUCAUACGCUCGUGACUACCCACAUCAUCAUCACCAUCAUCAUCACCAGCAGCAGCAUCACGAUCAAAAUAGCUUACCACCCCUGAAAAGCACUGUCGGUCCACCUCCUCUGAUGGGACCUGGGAAUCACACUCAUACUAGCAAUCAUGGGAAUUCGGGUGCCUCGACGCAUCGUACAUACGAGUAA